Apis florea (little honeybee) is the source of this 505-nucleotide messenger RNA. It is a transcript of the gene sloth2, whose product is annotated as ubiquinol-cytochrome c reductase complex assembly factor 6 sloth 2. NCBI's taxonomy places the organism in Eukaryota, Metazoa, Arthropoda, Insecta, Hymenoptera, Apidae. The record is from RefSeq and is a predicted model, not a curated record. Gene Ontology annotation, biological process: mitochondrial respiratory chain complex III assembly.
GAAUACAAUAUUUUUUAUAACGUAUUCUUUGCACAAAUAUAUCAAUAUAUAUUAUAUAUAUUAUAUUAAAAAUAAAUGCAAACAUUAUAUAAAUAUCAUGAAAAUUAAUUUAUAAAUAUUAUUCAUCGAUUGCCAUUGUUGUGUUGAAAUAUCGUCGAACGUUUAUAUAAAAGAGGUUAGCAAUCAUAAUAAUUUAUCACAAUGCCUUAUGGUAUUUCAUGGACUCGAUAUAUUUGUCUUAUUACAUCAGCAUUUUUUGCAACGGCAGCCGGUUCGCAAGUUGUGCAUCUCAUAUAUCGACCGCUUGAUGAUUUAGAUGAUCUUAUAGAAGAAGCAUUACAAAAAAAAUUGUCAGAACAGAAAAAUCAUAACGAUUCGUUAGUAAACUCUUAAUAAAUAAAUUAUAUAUAUUAAUUAUAAUGUAUAAUUAUAUUAAAAUAUAUUAAUUAUUUAUAUAUAAUUGUUUAAAUAUCUUAUUAUUUGAUAAAUAAUUUUUUUUUAAAGG